AUGGACCCUCUCAGCAUCAGUGCCAGCGUUGUUGCCCUGUUACAGGUUUCGGGAGCUGUCAUUAAGCUGCUUUCGGCAGUAGCCUCCGCGUCAAACGAAAUUCGUUGCCUGGUGAUUGAAAUCGGCACAACCCGCUCGCUUCUUUCAAGUAUUGCAGAUUUAGCCGAUGUAAAUGAAGGAUGGAAUGAGUGCCUGCGCAACAUGAUGACCGAAAAUGGUCCGAUACCAAUGUUGGAAGAUCUUCUCACAAAAGUGGAAGGUCGUCUGAGCCGUGAAGUGAGAAAGGAGGGCGAGCUCAGGCGACUGAAGAAAAAGCUCACUUGGCCUUGGAGAAUUGAAGAGACACGGAAUAUGUUGAAAACUGCACGCGUUGCCAGGGGUUUGCUGGCUGGAGCUCUAGCUGUAGAUCAUCUUGCAAUUGCAAAGGAAAUCCGACAGGAGACGAAAGAGAUUCAUGAAGAGUUUCAGACCUUACGGUUGAAACAGGACGUAAAUCAUCAAAGUCAGGCAAUUGACUGGCUGUCAUCUGUGGAUGUCACUGAUACCCACUAUAAUACUCGCAGUAAGCAUGAACAGGGGACUGGAGAAUGGCUUCUUGCCUCCGAUCCUUAUGAUAUUUGGCUGAAUGGUAAAAUGGAGCUAAUGUGGCUCUACGGCAUUCCUGGUUCGGGAAAGACCGUGCAUUGCUCGACCAUCAUCGAGCAUGUCCAGGCUUUUUGUGCCAGCAACAAAGAUCCAAGAUCUAUCUGCAUCUAUUACUACUUUGACUUCAAGUAUCAAAAACGUCAAACGUUAGAUGGCUUUGUCAAAUCUGCUCUUGCUCAAUUUUGUCAGCAAAGUACAGUCAUUCCAACAGAGAUUGUCGAACUUUAUGAAGACCGAGGAAGGAAAGGCCAAGAUCCAACUCCAGAAAAGCUCAUAGAAACACUCAUUAUGCUUCUUAAGCAACACUCUGGAACGACAUACAUUAUUCUUGAUGCUUUAGACGAAACUCGGGAGCAAGAGAAGAUUUUAGAACUUAUUUCGAAGAUCCAGGGCGGCAAAGGAUGGUCUGUGAACGCCUUGAUUUCCAGCCGCAAGGAACAGCAAAUUGAGACUAGCCUCUCACCUCUGGCUACUCAGAGCAUAGCAUUGCAUGGCCCACAAGUACAUGAUGAUAUUCGAAGACUAGUUCACCGAGUCCUGUUGAAUGAUCCCGUGCUGUCUAAGCGCCCUGUGGGUAUGAAGAGAGAGAUUGAAGAGGCCUUAACGGCCGGUGCCAAUGGAAUGUUUCGAUGGGCAGCAUGUCAGCUCGAUGCUUUACGCUCCUGUUUAACUCCGUCUGCAGUGCGAAAGACGCUUCGAUCACUCCCUCAAAGUUUAGACGAAACAUAUGAGCGCAUUCUUUGUAGAAUAGACGAAGAAGUUCGCCUCGUUGCUCUCACUGCAUUGCAGUUUUUGAUGGUCUCUUCUCGUCCUGUUGACUUGGCGGAGUUGUCUGAAAUUGUGGCCAUCAAACCGGGAGCUAGUAUCUUCAGCGACAUCGACAGACUUUUCGACCCUAAAGAUCUUUUAGUAGUCUGCUCUAGCCUGAUCACCCACUCACCAAAAAAUCUCGAACUGUCACACUAUUCCGUUCGAGAUUUUUUAGCCUCGGAGAAACUGCACGGGGACUGGGUUCAACUCUCCCAUUAUUCCGUACGAGAAUUUUUGAUUUCAGAGAGAAUGCGUGGGGGGCCCGCACGUUAUUUCGCUAUACGGGAUUCCGAGGCACAUCUUGCCAUUGCACAGCGGUGUCUAACCUAUCUUCUGUCAUUUGAUCAACCCGUAAUACCAAUCGAGACUGAGCCAGAAUCCCUUCACUCAUCUACAUUGUCUUCCACCUCAACGUUGGCUGAACAUCUCACAUUAUAUGAGCAACUUGUCGUUGACUACCCAUUAUUGGAGUAUUCCGCAUGCGAAUGGUCUACUCAUGCACGCCUUCUCCCUUCAGAGCACCAGGCCAAGAUUGAACCAAUGAUACUCCGCCUCUUGGAUCAAAAUAAUUCUACCUUUCAGCAUUGGAUAUCCCUUUACGGGUUAGGCGAGGAAACAGUCCGCCCUGGAAAUGCACUAUAUUAUGCCUCGAAGUUGGGACUGUCCUCCGUUGUCCAAACGCUUCUUUCUCAGGAUCCCGAUGUCGAUUAUAUCGGGGGUCAAUACGGCUCACCUCUUUCAGGUGCUUCAUUCUUUGGUCACAACGAUGUUGUCCGCAUUUUACUAGAAAAUGGCUCCGAUGUGAACAUUCAAGCAGGGGUUUUCAACACGCCUUUACAAACGGCUUGCGUGGAAAGAAGAACUGACAUCUUUCAUCUGCUUCUUACCUAUGGCGCAGAUAUCAAUAUCACAGGAGGUUACUACGGGUGUGCACUUCAAGCCGCUGCAGCAAGGGGAUGGCCAGAAGCGGCUUUGGAACUCAUUGAACUAGGUGCCGAUAUCAAUGUUGUGGAGGGCCAGUUUGGCACAGCUCUCCAAGCGGCAUCUCGAUAUGGCCGAGAUGAACUUGUAAUGAAACUCCUCGAUCGAGGAGCAAAUGUCAACGCUACCAGUGGUUAUUAUCAUACGGCACUUCAAGCGGCUGCACGAGGGGGCCAUCUGAGAAUUGUUCAACUGCUGUUAGAACAUGGAGCAGAUGUAAAUAUUGAGGGCGGAUUCUGUGGCAAUGCGUUGAAUGCGGCCUAUUCACGGCACAACCAAGAUGUGGCCGAAGUUCUUAAAGCCCAGAUGGCAGUGGAGGGUGUGAAGAAAUCAACGUUCUAA
Penicillium daleae is the source of this 2778-nucleotide messenger RNA. RefSeq names its product ankyrin repeat domain-containing protein. Bases 1 to 2778 code for a protein of 925 amino acids. The transcript has 5 exons. Gene Ontology annotation, molecular function: protein binding. The record is from RefSeq and is a predicted model, not a curated record. NCBI's taxonomy places the organism in Eukaryota, Fungi, Ascomycota, Eurotiomycetes, Eurotiales, Aspergillaceae.